Myotis myotis is the source of this 4535-nucleotide messenger RNA. RefSeq names its product zinc finger protein 689 (gene ZNF689). The record is from RefSeq and is a predicted model, not a curated record. Lineage: Eukaryota; Metazoa; Chordata; Mammalia; Chiroptera; Vespertilionidae. The transcript has 3 exons. Gene Ontology annotation, molecular function: DNA-binding transcription repressor activity, RNA polymerase II-specific. Gene Ontology annotation, biological process: negative regulation of transcription by RNA polymerase II. The coding region runs from base 329 to 1831 and encodes 500 amino acids.
UUGAGGGCAAAGAGGGUAGGAAGCCGUCAUGGCGCUCUGGUCAAUAAAAUCGAUAGCUGGAAGCUGCCUGUGUUCCAGGCCGAGGCGGUGCAGUAGCAGCGCCGCCAUUUUCGCCGAAGGCAUCUUCCGGUGCCUUUCCCCCACGUUCGGGCAGGAGUUUCCUGAAUAACAGCGAGAGGUUUCCGUUAGCCCCGCAGGCGGCUGAUUGCGAUCCCCUCCUGGCCUGCCCUAGGACGUCAGUCCCGGGACCCCGAGGGCUCCCAAAUCCCGGGGUCCGCUAGGGGCCGAGCCGGGAACGGGAGGUCGUGGCGCCGGCUUCUCUGGCCCAAUGGCACCGCCGUCCGCUCCACGCUCCGCGCGGGGACCCGGAGAGGCCGGACCCGGCCGGAGAAGGGGAAGGAAGCCCAGGGCGGUGAAGUUCGCGGACGUGGCCGUGUACUUCUCCCCGGAGGAAUGGGGGUGUCUGCGGCCCGCGCAGAGGGCCCUGUACCGGGACGUGAUGCGGGAGAACUACGGCCACCUGGGCGCGCUCGGGUGCGCGGGUCCCAAACCAGCCCUCAUCUCCUGGUUGGAACGAAAUACCGAAGACUGGGAACCAGCUGCCCUGGACCCACAGGAGUGCCCCAGGGGACUAAUGGUCCAAAGAAAAACCAGAACCAGAAAGAAGAACGGAGAAGAGGAAGUAUUCCCACCUAAGGAGGCACCCCGGAAGGGGAAGAGAGGACGGAAGCCCAGCAAGCCCCGACUGAUUCCCAGACAGACAUCUGGGGGUCCCAUCUGCCCUGACUGUGGUUGUACCUUCCCUGAUCACCCGGCUCUCAAAAGCCACAAGUGUGCCCAGAAUCUGAAGAAGCCUUACCCUUGCCCCGACUGUGGGCGCCGCUUUUCCUACCCUUCUCUGUUGGUCAGCCACCGGCGGGCGCACUCUGGUGAAUGUCCCUAUGUUUGUGACCAAUGUGGCAAACGUUUCUCCCAGCGCAAGAACCUCUCCCAGCACCAGGUCAUCCACACGGGCGAGAAGCCCUACCACUGCCCUGACUGCGGCCGCUGCUUCCGGAGGAGCCGGUCCCUGGCCAAUCACCGGACCACACAUACAGGGGAAAAACCCCACCAGUGCCCUAGCUGUGCGCGGCGCUUUGCCUACCCGUCCCUGCUCGCCAUCCACCAGCGCACGCACACGGGAGAGAAGCCCUACACCUGCCUGGAAUGCAACCGCCGCUUCCGCCAGCGCACCGCCCUGGUCAUCCACCAGCGCAUCCACACCGGCGAGAAGCCCUACCCGUGCCCAGACUGCGAGCGGCGCUUCUCCUCAUCCUCCCGCCUGGUGAGCCACCGGCGGGUGCACUCCGGCGAGCGUCCCUAUGCCUGUGAGCACUGCGAGGCCCGCUUCUCCCAGCGCAGUACGCUGCUCCAGCACCAGCUCCUGCACACGGGAGAGAAGCCCUACCCCUGCCCAGACUGCGGCCGCGCCUUCCGCCGGAGCGGCUCCCUCGCCAUACAUCGCAGCACGCACACCGAGGAGAAGCUGCACGCCUGUGAUGACUGCGGCCGCCGCUUCGCCUACCCCUCCCUGCUGGCCAGUCACAGGCGCGUCCACUCAGGCGAGCGGCCCUAUGCCUGCGACCUGUGCUCCAAGCGCUUUGCCCAGUGGAGCCACCUGGCGCAGCACCAGCUCCUGCACACCGGGGAGAAGCCUUUCCCCUGCCUUGAGUGUGGCCGCUGCUUUCGCCAGAGGUGGUCGCUGGCCGUGCACAAGUGCAGCCCCCGAGUCCAAAACUGCAGCCCUAGAUCUGCUAUAGAGGGAACCGGUCAAAAGGGCAGUACCCUUUAGAAUGGGAAGGACUGUCUUAAGUUCAUUUCAUUUCAUUGAGAGGCCAGAGAAGGGAAGGAGAAGCCCUAGGUCAUACAGGCAGGUUCAGAAGGAAAACCCAGGUCUCCUGCCACAGACCUGAACUUGAGUACAUUCUACCACCCUGGCUGCCUUACUCUGUCGAGAACAGAUGGUCCCAUUAGGAGAGGUCACAUCAUUUGGUUCAAGUUUAACAAGCUCUCCAAUCCUAAAAGAAAUUGUGUGUGUGACCAUCAGGGUAAAAUUCCUCCCCUUAUACUUCAGGGGCUGGCUGCCUUUCUAAUUUGCAUAUAGGGGUCUCCCCUUACAUGCGGUCAGGAGGAUCUUCCCCACCUCUGCCUCUUCCUCCUUACGUGUGGCCCCCUUUUUACAACACUCCUGCCAAGUGGUGUUCUACUCCUGCUUUAAACCUCCCUUGACAGGGAGGUCACUACCUCACAAGGCAGGUCAUUUCUUUGUGGGAUAGCUGUGAUCUUUAGAGGGUGGUUAAGUGCCGGACUCUCCUUCCCUGUAUGCCUUGCCCAGAACAUGUUUAAUAUUUCCUCUACGUGGCAGCCGUUCAGGUUAACAGCAUUUGGUCAAUCAUUCCUAAAAGAUAGGGUUUCAGUUCCCACACAUGGUCUGCAAACAUGAUCUUCAGUGUUCCUUUUAAAGGGUCAUACAAAAAUAAGCCAGCACCACAGUGUAUACCUCCUUGGUCUGGACUUGUUUUAACUGCUCUAGAUUGCAUUGGAUUUGGGAGGAGUGGCAGCCUGUACCUGGGGUUUACUGGGUUGGAGACACCCCAAAACCUAAGGUUCUUUUUUUAAACCACAUGCUGUGAAGCUAAGUCUUCUGCACUCUGGACAGUUGGUUCAAGUUGGGUCUGGGACAUAAGUUCAGCGAGCGGUGGGACAAGGUUGAUCUUAAGGAAAAGCAGGGGGAGGCGUAUGGGUUAGUAGCAAGAGGUGAAAGCCGGACCGGCUUGUACUUGAUCUGGUGGGUUUGGAUUGGUUCCAUCAGCCAGUGGUUAGAAGAGCCUAGAUUUCACUUCAACACAGAACCUUCCAUGAGUCCUCAGUCAACAUUUUUUUCAUAAAACGAGGUGAGGCCAUUCAAGGAGGGUAGAAAGUUAGGUGAUUGCAUACAAAACAGAAAGAGUAUAUAGUCAUCAAGUUGUGUUCAUGCCUGCCCCUCACUGAAGCUCCAGAGGUAGCAAUGUGUCUCACUUAAUCUUUGAUAAGCCUCCAGGGCACCCACCCCGAGUAGGUAGGUGCUCAGUAAAGCUUUACUGAAUUGAAUGAACAGGCCUAUCACUGCUUUGGGUGGCUGCACCAAAUUGGAAUUUCCAAACCUGACUCGUCUCAGUACCACAGCUAGAAGGGGGCAUCCCCCACUUUAGUUCUGAUCUCAGCCCUGGAGUCAGGAGCAACUGGGGAACACAGCUUUUGUAAUGAUCUCUGUUCUGGUGUUUAGCAAGUUUCAUUAUAACUGUUUCUCCUUGGAUGAUGAGCUACCCCAAGGUAGGGGUCAGACCAGAUUGGGUCUCAUUAAAAUGUCUGUUGAAUGGAUUAUGUCCCUUGUGGAAUUACUGUUUAUAAAAUGUAAGUCUAGUUCCUUAACCAAGUAGAAAUUUUUACAGUUCUGAUGGAGACCUGCCCUACCCUGGCAAAGACCUAUUAGAUGACUGCCUAGCCCCCUGUUUUAGAACUGGCUCUUUUCCUUACUUUUAUCACUAGGCCGGCCUAACUAUUUCUUCACCUAGGAAUUUAUAAUUUUCUUUGGACCUGACUGUAAGUCAUUAAUACUUGGGAGCCAUUGGUGGCCAAGUUCCAGUAUGUGGGCCAGAGGGCAGAGAUGAGAGACAACUUCCUAGGUUUCCUAAAGUCCUUCAGUCCCAGGGCCCAUUUGAUGACCAGCUGUAUCCUUCCAGUAAUUUCUCCUUCUGCUUCAGGUAGUUUGAGUUUUUUUACUUGCAACCAAAAAAACUAAUACACAGCCCCAAUAUGGGUUAAUCUCCCAUCUGCCUCUAUGCCUAUAUAUGAGCUAUGAAGAAAAACUGGUCUCUUGUGAUCUCCAACCUCAGUUAAGCCUUCAGUGUCACUUAAGUCUUCCAUCUAUCUUGAGCCAGUGAGUACCUUCUUCACGAAGAAAACAAGGUAUUAAAUAGAAACUCCUUCAACAGUCCACUCCCCACUCUGACUCCAAAUUUACCAGUGAGACCACGCUUACUUGCUUCCAUCCCACCUCAAGGAAGUCCCUCAUGCCCUGGCCAGUGUGGCUCCGUUGAGUGUAGUCCUAUGUACCAAGAGGUCACUGGUUUGAUUCCCAGUCAGGGCACAUGCCAGGGUUGUGGGCUCAAUCCCCAGUAGGGGGCAUGCAGGAGGCAGCCAACUGAUUCUUUCAAAUCGUUUCUCCCUCUACCUCUCCCUCUCUAAAAUCAAUAAAAACAUUUUUUUUUAAAAGCCUCUCACAUGCAAUGCUCAUCAAUAUAGCUGUGCCUGGAUUUCAUCAACUGCCCCCUCAGGGACUUUGCUCCAUCUAUUAAUUCUCUCUCUCUUCUUAGUUUUAUUGUUUUAGAGUCCCUCUCUUUUCUGGAACACACACACCCAAGCCUACAAACAUGCUAAACUCUCUUUAAAAAACAAUAAAGAACUUUCCCUCUGGCCUCUGUCCCCAUCUAUUUCCAGCUAAAUUUUUUUAAAAA